AAGAUUUGUUAACCCCCUUUUCUUCCGUCAAGUCUCUUGGCUACGUUACCAUUUAAAGAGUGUGAUGGGUUAGCAGAAUGCUGCCAUGUUGCCAGCAGGACUGACUAGAGCUGUGCAGUCUGGGGGGAGGGAGUCGGUUGCCAGGCAACUGUUGCUAGGCGUCGUCCUCUGCAUCAGCCUGGGCGUUGCCGGGGGAGACAGCUGUUCUGCCGACAGGAAACCUGUGGUCUCAUAUGAAGACCUGUCCCCUGUGCCGGUGUACCAGAGCCCAGGUGUUGUGGACUUCUCCCAGGUGCUGCUGGACAUCGAGAGGUUCCAGCUGGUGGUGGGAGCCAGGAACCAUAUCCUGGCACUGCAGCUGAGAGACCUCAGCCUGCUGCAGUACCUGUGA
Messenger RNA from Branchiostoma belcheri (Belcher's lancelet), 391 nucleotides. RefSeq names its product semaphorin-5B-like. The transcript has 4 exons. The record is from RefSeq and is a predicted model, not a curated record. NCBI's taxonomy places the organism in Eukaryota, Metazoa, Chordata, Leptocardii, Amphioxiformes, Branchiostomatidae. The coding region runs from base 86 to 391 and encodes 101 amino acids.